AUGAAGAACUUGAUAAGAAGGAUAAGUAGGAAGAAGGAGCAAUCUUCAUCUAUGUCGCCACCUCGAUACUCAAGAUUAAGUUGUGAGGAAGUGAUGAAUAAUAAUCAUCCUAGACGUGAAACUCGAAAAGGGCGUGUGCCUAUUAUGGUAGGCAAGUGUGAGGAAGAAGAAGAGAGAUUUAUGUUACCUCUUGGUUGGAUGAAUCAUCCUAUUAUUGUUGAUUUGCUUCAAUUAUCUGCCAAUGAAUUUGGUUAUCAUCAAGAAGGAAGAAAGAACAAUCUUUAUGGAAAUCGACACCUCGAUACUCGUGAUUUUAUGAUAAUCAUCGAAGACAUGAAGCUCGAAGAGUGGUGCCUCUAG
This is a messenger RNA of Chenopodium quinoa (quinoa), 360 nucleotides long. Its product is annotated as auxin-responsive protein SAUR71-like. NCBI's taxonomy places the organism in Eukaryota, Viridiplantae, Streptophyta, Magnoliopsida, Caryophyllales, Amaranthaceae. The record is from RefSeq and is a predicted model, not a curated record. Gene Ontology annotation, biological process: response to auxin. Bases 1 to 360 code for a protein of 119 amino acids. The transcript is spliced from 2 exons.